UCCACGUGCGUCGGCCGCGCCUGCGCAGUGCUCUCCGGCCCGCCGACAGUGCUGGCCUUCGAGUCGCCUCUCUAGCGUCAGGGUUCGUGGGCGGCGGGCGGAGCGAGCCCCAGUGUGCCGUGAGGGCCGACCGGCACGAGGCUGCGGCGGCACCCCCUCUCCCUCCGCCCAUACCCUCCCCGCGGAGCGCGGCACCGCCAUGGGCCUGCAUUCCAACCUGUCGGUGCGAGCCGACUGCAUAGCUGCUGUGGCCUUGGCUGCUGGCACUGCCGUGGUGGGCUACCUAGCUUACAAAAGGUUUUUGGUGAAAGAAAAACGCUACAGGUCCAUGGUCAACCUCACCAUCCAGAAAGACAACCCCAAGGUUGUCCACGCAUUUGACAUGGAAGACUUGGGAGAAAAAGCCGUGUACUGCCGCUGUUGGAGGUCCAAGAAGUUCCCAUUCUGCGAUGGUGCCCACACAAAGCACAACGAAGAAACCGGUGACAACGUGGGACCACUGAUCAUCAAGAAGAAAGAGGCAUAGUCGGUGGACGGUGUAGACUGAUUUGUCCUAAUGUUGCUGAUUGUUUUACAAGGCAUUAUAUUAAUUCUGUCCAAUUUCCUUUCCCCCGGGGUUCUCAGUGUGGUUUCUUGUAAGCUAAGGCUUUCAUUUAUGUGCCCUCUGCCUUACUAUUUGUCCAAGCACCAUGGUGACACUCACUAUAAAGAAUCCUCCUGGCCUGUGGGUUGUUCUUCUGUCUUGUAGGAAUUGUGUUCAUCGGUUUCUUCAAAUUUCAAAUAAUGACAGGAUAUCCUUGGAUCUGUAUGUUGAUGUUAAUAUAUUAAAUUAUUUUCAAAAUCAUGUA
Messenger RNA from Trichosurus vulpecula (common brushtail), 848 nucleotides. RefSeq names its product CDGSH iron sulfur domain 1 (gene CISD1). Gene Ontology annotation, molecular function: 2 iron, 2 sulfur cluster binding. Gene Ontology annotation, biological process: regulation of autophagy. Gene Ontology annotation, cellular component: intracellular membrane-bounded organelle; mitochondrial outer membrane. The coding region runs from base 200 to 526 and encodes 108 amino acids. Lineage: Eukaryota; Metazoa; Chordata; Mammalia; Diprotodontia; Phalangeridae. The transcript has 3 exons. The record is from RefSeq and is a predicted model, not a curated record.